This is a messenger RNA of Mustela lutreola (European mink), 12284 nucleotides long. It is a transcript of the gene TRIM66, whose product is annotated as tripartite motif containing 66. The record is from RefSeq and is a predicted model, not a curated record. Gene Ontology annotation, molecular function: protein binding; zinc ion binding. The transcript is spliced from 22 exons. Bases 2887 to 7059 code for a protein of 1390 amino acids. Lineage: Eukaryota; Metazoa; Chordata; Mammalia; Carnivora; Mustelidae.
GACUGCCAGACUAGGCUGUCCCUUCUUUGAGCUGGACUUCUCAGCGGAGUCCGGGUUGCGGUGGUGGCCGGAAUUCCUUGCGCGCGCAGACCGCAUUCCCUCAGGUUCUGAGGCUGAGAGCUGUCGCUGAAUCCGCGGCUUGGGGCGCUGUGUGCUGCACGCCGUCGCGGCGCUUCUGCUCUGGAACCCGCCUAAGCCACCGUAUCUCACUCAGGUCUUCGCCAGACGCCCAACUCUGAGCCAUUCCUCGCGCCUCGCGUUCUUUGUGGUCUGCUAGGCUCUAGCGGUAGCGGUUGUUUGCUUGUUCUCUGGCAGCCUUGCGGAUUCGCGAGGCGCCGUCUGACCCUCAGUGUGCCCACCGGGUAUCUCGCUCUGCUCCCUUUGAGCCCUUUCCUAGGUGUCUGCCACCCACCGGCACCUGCUCACCCACACCCGAGGACGCACUCGGUCUUAAUUCCACCUUUGCCUUUGUGCAAUCAUCCUGGGCAUCCCCAGUUUGAGCAAUACUUAAUACUUCAGGGAUCUAUAUACCUGGUUGCUUUAUGGUCCUUUUAAUGCAGACUCUUAAGUACUUUUUUCUAACCACCAAAUUUUAAUUUUUCACUUGAAUCUACCUGACAUGGCCGUGACCCUCUCUCUCUCGCACCAGGGAACCCCUGCUCAACCUCGAACCUGCGAAACUUCUCUGGCCCAUUCAGCCAUUGUUGUUUACUUCUCCCACGUGUACCCGCACGCAGUCUCGUAGGCAGCUCUUAUAUAAUUGUCGACCACAUUUGUCUUCCCUUCUCCACCAAAUUCCGUGGUAGUUCAGGAUUAUUUUCUUGUAUCCACGCACUCCCAGUUCCUGGCAUGUAGCAACCUUCAACAAAUUAACGUGACUGAAUGUACUUACUGUCACCUCACUCAGUGGAAGAGCCAUUUCUCAGUCUCAACAGGUGUCCAAAAUCCCAUUCUUUCAAUUACUCUAUGUGUGUAUCUUCCCUACCCCGUUCCUGUCAGGUAACAUGUUUUAGCGAAAUAUCCUAAAUUCUCCCUGACUGAUACCUACCUAGCACCCUUACUCUUUCCUUUACAGUCAAGCUCCCCAAAAGAGUAGUCUGAAUUCUGUCCAUUUGUUGAUUUCCCAUUCAUUGUUUACUCCGCAGCAAUCUAGCCCUCAGGCACACCACUCUGACUCAAAUCAUCAAUUAAAAAAUACCAAAUUGAGGGCGCCUGGGUGGUUCAGUGGGUUAAGCCUCUGCCUUCGGCUCAGGUCAUGAUCUCAGGGUCCUGGGAUCGAGUCCCGCAUUGGGCUCUCUGCUCAGCGGGGAGCCUGCUUCCUCCUCUCUCUCUCUCUGCCUGCCUCUCUGCCUACUUGUAAUCUCUCUCUGUCAAAUAAAUAAAUAAAAUCUUAAAAACAACAACAACAAAUUGGAUGGACUCUUCCCAUUCCUUUGACCACUCAUUCUUUCUGUUGUACUUUACCUCUUUGACUCCUUUUAGAAACUUCUCUUCUUCAUAUUUCUCUGGCCAUUUCUUAGUCUUUUCAGGUUCUUUUAACUUUAUUAAUCAUUUAAGUGUUGCUAUUUUUCAACCUCUGGUCCUUGCCUCUCUUAACUUUUCACAGUACACAGUCCUUGGGUGAGCUUAUUUUGGGUGUCCUCAAUUCACAUCUCCAUUGCUGAGCUCUACACUCCUGUAUUUACUUAAUCUCUGAUUAUUAUUCCUUGAACAUUCUAGAGACAAACCUGGUAAACAUAUUCAAAGACUUCAGUCUUCUCUGCUCACUGGUGCCUUCUUUAUACUAUAUCUUGGUGAGUGGCACCCUUGUCCACCUAGAUAGUGAUGUCAGAGAGACCUGAAAAUUGUUCCCAAGCCUUCAUUUCCCCUAAUACACUGUCACCAUACCCUUUUGUUCUAUAUCUCAGAUCUGCUUCCUCCUGUUAAGCCCCCAAGCCACUCCCUUCAUUAAGACCCUCAUCAUGUCUCUUGAGUUCAGCAGCCUUCUGUGGCCAUCUUGGCUGCAUUCUAACCCUCCUCCAAUCCAUUUAUCCUUCACAUCUCUGCCAGGUUCAUCUUCCCAAAACAUGGCUUUCAUCCUUUCACUUAUUUGAUCAAAAAAGUUGGAUAGCUCCCUAUUACAACAGAAUACAGCCCACUUGCCUUUCCAAACUAACCUCAGCUUCUCUUACGGGAGGUUUUUCCUGCAGCCAGACUUGAAACAUCUCUUCUGCCUUUUUGCCUGUGCUGGUGCCAUUUCUCACGUCUGUAGUGCUCAUCUUCUUCCUGAUCAGAUAUCCUGAAUCUUCCUCAGCCUUCAAGGCCCACCUUAUAUUCUGCUUCUUCCACAAUGAUAAUAGCCAAGUACACCUUGCAGUUUACAAAAUGUAUUUGCCUGAGAGGUCAGCACUACCAGCACCCUUUUAUGAAUAAGAAUGAGAGAACUGUGGCACUGAAGGUUGAACGACUUGCCAGAGGCUACAAAGCUGUCAAGAGACAGAGCCUGGGCCUACCUAGUCUUUAGUCUUCUCUUUCCAGAUCUGUUUUUACCUCAGUGACCACUCCCUCUCUGACCUCACAGCAUUAUGGUCUUCAUCAGUCCUUCAGUCCUUGAUUACAUACUGCCUGUGACCAGCAGAAAGAGUGGCCUUGAGAGUGGGGGGUGAGACCUAAGAAGAGAUCACCCCCUAUUUGAAUCAGAUCUGGCCAUUAAGGGCACAAGAGACGAACUGAGCUAUCCUUGGGAACAUGGUCUAUGAAUGGAGGCACACGGAACAUGACCCUGAGACUUGACCUCUGAGAGGCCUGCUUCUCUGUGACAUCUCUUCUGAAGUAGAGCGUGGCCUUGUGACAUCUCAGGCAUUUGGGCUCCCCCAGAGAGUCAGGGCCUCAGAAAAUACCUGUGAAAUGAGCAGAAGGGAGAUGAUGCCAGGCAGCAACCUGGCGAGACAGGGAGUGGAGCUUGCUCGCUCUACACACUGCUUCACACAUGAGGAUAUCACUGGAAGAGCCCCGGUCCCCGGCAUGAGCAUGGGCACCAAUAUGGGCAUGAGGUUUAUGUGGCUGCCGCUAGUUGACCAGAAACACAGGAGUGGUCAGAUGGAGGCCCUGGUACAGACCUGCUCAGUGUGCCGACAGGACCUGCACGAUAUGGGGGCCCGGUUUCUACCCUGCCAGCAUUUGCUCUGUAAAGGCUGCUUCCAGGGUUUGAUCCAGGAACUGAGGCAGGUGGCCAAGGUUCUCGGGUCUGUCCCAGAUGAGCUCAUCUCCUGUCCUGGGUGUAAGCGAGUAUACCUUACCAGGGAUGUAACUGAACAUUUUUUCCUGCAGUGCGUUUCUACUGGGCAAUCCAAGAUGGCCAGGAACUGCUCCGAGUGCAAGGAGAAGAGGGCAGCGCACAUCCUGUGCACCUACUGCAACCGCUGGCUGUGCAGCUCGUGCACCGAGGAGCACCGGCACGGCCCUGCGCCUGGGGGCCCACUCUUUCCCCGGGCCCACAAGGGACCACCAGGAGUGAGUGGCGCUUCUGGGGACUUCGCUUUGUACUGUCCUCUACACACACAGGAAGUGCUCAAGCUAUUCUGUGAGACCUGCGAUGUGCUCACGUGCCAUAGCUGCCUCAUGGUGGAACACAAAGAACACAGGUGUAGACAUCUGGAAGAAGUUUUGCAAAACCAGAGGAUGCUUCUAGAAAGUGUGACCACACAGGUGGCUCAUAAGAAAUCCAGUCUACAGACAUCUGCAAAACAAAUUGAGGACAGGAUUUUUGAGGUGAAGCAUCAGCACAGGAAGGUGGAAAACCAGAUCAAAAUGGCCAAGAUGGUUCUGAUGAAUGAGCUGAACAAACAGGCCAACGGACUCAUAGAGGAGUUGGAGGGCAUUACUAAUGAGAGAAAGCGGAAGCUGGAACAGCAGUUACAGAACAUCAUGGUCCUCAACCGUCAGUUUGAGCAUGUGCAGAAUUUCAUCAACUGGGCUGUCUGCAGCAAAACCAGUGUCCCUUUCCUAUUCAGCAAAGAGCUGAUUGUGUUUCAGAUGCAACGAUUGCUAGAGACAAACUGUAACACAGAUCCGGGCUCCCCUUGGAGUAUCAGAUUCACCUGGGAGCCUAACUUCUGGACCAAGCAGCUGGCUUCCCUUGGCUGUAUAACUACUGAAGGUGGACAGCUGUCCCGGGCAGAUACUCCUGCUUAUGGAGGCUUGCAGGGACCAUCAUCCUUUUAUCAAAGGCACCAGUCCCCAGUGGCUCAGCAAGAGACUCUCAGCCACCCCUCACACAAGUUCCAGUCUCCAGCCCUGUGUUCCUCCUCUGUGUGCUGCUCCCACUGCUCCCCAGCCUCGCCCUCCCUCAAAGGCCAGGUCCCCCCACCCAGCAUACACACAGCCCACAGCUUUAGGCAGCCCUCUGAGAUGGCAUCCCAACAACUGGGGUCUCUGCAGUGCUCUACCCUGCUGCCCAGGGAGAAGGAGCUGGCUUGCCAUCCUCAGCCCCCAAAGCUGAUGCAGCCCUGGCUGGAAACCCAGCCCCCUGUGGAGCAGGAGAACACAUCCCAGCGGCUGGCACCACAGCUGACUUCCCAGCCAGUAUGCAUCGUGCCCCCGCAGGACGUUCAGCAAGGAGCCCAUGCCCAGCCUACCUUGCAGACCCCCUCUAUCCAAGUCCAGUUCGGCCACCACCAGAAGUUGAAGCUCAGCCACUUUCAGCAGCAGCCACCUCAGCAGCUGCCCCCUUUGCCCCCUCCACCGCCUCCACCCCAGCAGCCGCCGCCUCCCAUACCUCCGUCCCAGCAUCUGACCUCUAGUCAGCAUGGGAGCCCUCCUGGGCCUGCCUGUUCCCAGAAUGUGGAUAUAAUGCAUCACAAAUUUGAGCUGGAGGAGAUGCAGAAGGACCUGGAGCUUCUCCUUCAGGCUCAACAGCCCAGCCUACAACUAAACCAGACCAAAUCUCCUCAGCAUCUUCAACAAACCAUUGUGGGGCAAAUCAACUACAUUGUGAGGCAGCCAGCGCCUGUCCAGUCCCAGAGCCAAGAGGAUGCUGUGCAGGCUUCAGAUGAGCCUUCAGCGUCUGAAGGUCCAAAGCCAGCUCUCCCUCUUGACAAGAAUACUGCUGCUAACUUGCCCCAGGCUCCUGGGGAGGAAACCCCUCCCGGUGUCCCUCCACUGGACGGCACCAUCCAGCACUCCUCUCCAAAUGUGGUGAGAAAGCACUCCACUUCGGUGAGCAUCAUGGGCUUCUCCAACACAUUGGAGAUGGAGCUGUCAUCUACCAGGCUGGCAAGGACCCUAGAGCCACAGAUACAGAGUGUGAGCAGCCUGACUGCUGCCCCUUCCCACAUGGUCCCAAGCCUACUGAGCAGCACACCCACAACUGUGUCCGGCCUGAUGAGUGGUCAAAACCAGGCUAUGCCCAGCCUGACCGUCAGUCAUCUGCAGACUGUACCCAGCCUUGUGCGCAGCACGCCCCAGUCUAUGCCUGGUCUGAUGAAUGAGUCCUCCCAGGCCAUCACAAGCCUAGCAAGUGAUCACUCGCAGGCCAGGCCCAACCCAAUGUCUGGUACCACCCAGACUAUGCCAAGUCUGGCAACUUGUCCUCUGCAGAGCAUGCCUCCAGCUUCUGACAUGCAACCAGAAACCGGAUCCAGCUGCAGUCCUGGCUCUGGCCGAACUGGAGGGAGCCUGUGCCCUGCAGAUGGGGCUGACCCCUCCCUUGGGAAUGCCCUGUGUAAGAUGGAGAAUGAGGAUUCUACUCGCUUCACUGACUCUCUGGGACAAGACGCCACAACCCCGGGUCUGGAGGUUUCCAAGGAUUUGGCUGUGCCUUCAGAACUGGAGGAGCCAAUUAACCUCUCUGUGAAGAAACCUCCACUGGUCCCAGCAGUCAAUACAUCCAUGGCUCUGCAGCAAUACCGGAACCCAAAAGAGCAUGAGCAUUUUGAACAAGGAGCCGUGGAGACGGAUGCAAAGGAGAAUCAGAGUAUCAGGCCCUUCCACAGCGAGCCCAAGAUUCCCUACGUGCGGCUGGAGCGGCUCAAGAUCUGUGCUGCCUCCUCAGGAGAGAUGCCAGUGUUCAAGUUGAAACCCCAAAAGAAUGAGCAGGAUGGGAGCUUCCUGCUGAUCAUCGAGUGUGGCACUGAGUCCUCCAGCAUGUCCAUUAAGGUCAGCCAGAACAACAUGCCUGAUGCCAUCCAGGCCCCAAGUCUGGGGGGAAGAAAGGUCACUGUCACUUCUCUGGCUGGGCAGCAGACACCAGAGGGGGAGGGUGUAUCUCCUGAGGAGCAAAGACUCAUUCCUCGGACCCCUGGAGCCAAGAAGGGGCCCCCAGUACCCAUGGAGAACGAGGACUUCUGCGCCGUGUGCCUCAACGGAGGGGAGUUGCUGUGCUGUGACCGCUGCCCCAAAGUGUUCCACCUCUCCUGCCACCUGCCGGCCUUGCUUGGCUUCCCAGGGGGAGACUGGGUGUGUACCUUGUGCCGCAGCCUGACCCAGCCAGAGAUGGAGUAUGACUGUGAGAAUGCCCGCUAUUACCAACCUGGAACGCGGGCCACUCCUGGCCUGAGCGUCUAUGACCAAAAGAAGUGUGAAAAGCUGGUGCUGUCCUUGUGCUGCAAUAGCCUCAGCCUGCCCUUCCACGAGCCCGUUAGCCCGCUGGCCCGGCAUUACUACCAGAUUAUCAAGAGGCCCAUGGACCUGUCGAUCAUCCGGAGGAAGCUGCAAAAGAAGGACCCAGCUCACUAUACCACCCCAGAGGAGGUGGUAUCAGACGUCCGCCUCAUGUUCUGGAACUGUGCGAAGUUCAAUUAUCCUGACUCAGAAGUCGCAGAGGCCGGCCGCUGCCUGGAAGUGUUCUUUGAAGGCUGGUUGAAGGAGAUCUACCCGGAGAAACGGUUUGCCCAGCCAAGGCAGGAGGACUCAGACUCCGAGGAGGUGUCUAGCGAGAGUGGGUAUUCCACUCCCCAGGGCUUCCCAUGGCCCCCCUAUGUGCAGGAGGGCAUCCAGCCCAAGAGGCGGCGGCGACACAUGGAGAACGAAAAAGCAAAACGCAUGUCCUUCCGCCUGGCCAGCAGUGUCUCCCAGGUGUGAGAGCUGGCAGCAGAGCGAGCAGCCUGGCAGCUGCCAUCCCAUCCUGUCGACCACUGUCCCCACCUUUCAGCUCAUUCUCUUCAGACCGUGGAUGUGAGACGAGUCUUGUCGAGCCAUGGAGUGCUCUUCUUUGCCGUUUGCAUCUUACAGCAUUCAUUUGGGAGCCAUUGUGCAUCCACUACAGAGAAGAUUCCAGUAAUAAACAGCAAAGAGGGAGGUGUUCCCGAUUCCCAGACAAAUCAGAUGUGUAGGGUCCACUGGACAAGACCGCGCCGGUCAGGCUCGGGAAGGCCUAAGCUUCUUGGUGACCUCUUUCUGCUGAGGAAAGCAGACUUUUCUCACCUCUCAGUGCGCAGGGCUCAGGAGCAGUGUAUAUAUCCGAAGUCCUCCUGGGCCCUGGGGUGCGGUGUGGAGAGAAGGGAGAGAGGUUCUGACAUAUAGCAGGCCUAUGAUCACUGGCCUAGCACAGCCAAAGACUGUCACUGUUUGCCUUUGCUUGGCCUGCUAGGACAGGAUGCUGCCCUGUGCAGGGUAAUGGAGGCUUCUAGAGGCCAGAGGUCUCAAUUGGUGCCUAUUUGGGUUCUAACGGUUUUCAGGGUAUUUGUUCCUCAUGACCCCUCUUCCGAUGUUGACUUAGGUGGCCGCUGUGCUCUAGGUGGUAUGGCCUUCUUGAUGGGGCUGGGUGGCUGUGCAGGGACUGCUGAUGGCUUCAGGCUCAGAUUUCACUGGCAGGCUUAAGGAGAUGUCAGCUGCAGAGCCUGUCCUCUGUGUUACUGACUUUGGGUUCAUAGCUAUUCUUCGGGGUCAGAACCUGCUUUCCUGGGAGUGAUUGUCAGUGGCCAUCUCUUCAGUUUCUCCACUCAGGUCUGGACCCUGAGUUCUGCCUUGGAAACCUGAGAGGCAGGGGCUGGCCAAGGAGGCGGCCCCAGAACAGCUCACCCUGCUGGGCUUCUCCUCCUUCUUAGACAUGCUAGCCCUCAGCUUCUCCACUUUCACAGAGCCAAAGAUCAGAAGCGAGUGCUCUGACUCGCCUGUCCCUGGGCUCCCCACAGCCCAGAAAAAGCCAAGACACUAGUGGCCACCCUUUUCUGAUGGAGGCUGGAGAAGGCCAGAGGGUGAGCCAGGAGCCCGAUCUAACUGCUCCUGGGGGAAUGUUGUGUCUAGGGUGGAGAAGGGAGAAACUUGAGAGCUGAGGAGCCAGAGUCCUUCAGUGACUUUGAAGCAACUUCAGGAUGUCACUUCUCCAAGAAUGCAGAGGGAAGUGUUCUGGAAGCCGCAGGCACAGGAAUUCCAGACUGCAUCUCAGGUGGAGAGGGAUCUUCAUGGCCUGAGAGGGGUGUUUUGGAGGAGGAGGCAUAGGCAGCUGCGGGGAAUCAGGCUAUUUCCCCAGUGAGGACUUGGUGGAGAAGGAAGCUACUGCUGAUGAUGCUGGGGGAGAUGAGAGCGGACGUGCCCAUGGCCUGGCCUGCAGACGAAGCUGUCUCUGGUCUGGGUCAUGGUGUGACUAAUUUCAAGGGAGUCUUAGGUCAUGGCUUUAUUUUUGCUAAGAGAUGAAGUUUAAGGAAGUUCUUGUGUGUAGGGCCUUUGUCAAUGGGAACAUUCUGCUUGGAGAAAAGAUUUCUUCUCUCCUUGUCAGUUGGUGUUACUGCUCAUUUCCUUCACCCCGCAGGCUGAGAGGCCAUCUUCACUUCAGAACCAAUCGCGCCGUUGGCCUGCCAUUCUUUCACCAGCCCUUGCCAGGCUCUCCUCCGCAGAUGGGCUUCCACAGUCCUGUUUCCUAGUCAGGAGUAACUAAGUCUUUAAUACUCCAGUAGCCAGGCAAUCUUUAGGUCUAGCUCUCUGCUCUUUGGGGCACACAUGACUCUGGCUUGGGUUUUAGCCACUUUCCUUUCAAUAUUUGAAUCUUUUUUCCCUGUUCAGUUGACUUGGCAAGGUUCCCUCUGUAAUUACCUCACUAAUUUCAUGCUCUUGGUCAUCUUUCCUUUGUUGUGGCCCCCACCCCCACCUCCCCUGAAUGAGCAUCGUGGUGCUAUGUGUCGGACAGCCAGGUAAGGGCUGCAAUAGGCUCAAAUCUGAUUGGGAUCCUUCCACAGGACCAACUGAGGCCACAAAUAAGCAGAAAUGCCUGGCUAACUGCUUGGCUUCCCUCCUAUGACAUAUAGUGUGCUGGGCCAGAGAUCUUAGUAAUGUAGUAGAGAGUCACAUAUUCCUUUCCCAUCGCAGAGACCCUGCCUGCUGAGAGGUCCACUUCAGCACCUGAGCAGACGGAGGGUGUCCUUCCCCACAAGGGUGCAAGGCCCUGCCCCACCACACCACCUCUGCACUGGUUACCCCACACCCCGCCUCUCUCCAGGCUUUUCCUGUGGACUUAGCACCAAUGUUUUAUGUCGUGGUUUGGUUUUAUUUUUGCAUGCAGAAAACAGAACAUGGGUUUUUAGAAAUUAAAAGAAAAAGCUGCUAGCCGAGUGACUGACUUCAGUGGCUCUUUGCUAACGUCUGAGCUGAUCCUGCUUUUGACUUACUCCCAUAAUGGCCCCCUUUGAAGUCAGUCAGAUCCUUUGGCCUUUGACUAAGUCAUGAAAUGGCAGUGAGUUCUGGGUCCUCCCAUUAUAGAAUGCAUUCUGAAAGGAGAAAUGGGGCUCCUUGGAUAUACUGAGAAAUAGGAGGGCAGAGUGGCUUCAGUGGAUGCAAAGGGGAUUUUAGUGCAAAAAUUGGUGCAGGAUGAAAAAAAAUUGGUGCAGGAUGAAUUGCGGAGUACUCUUCCAGAACAUGGGUAGUCCGGCCCUACCUGACUUCUAGCAGUUGCCAACUACACCCCCUCUACAGGUCUCCCUCCCACAGUGGCAGCUGCCUGACCCUCUUUAGACUCUGCUCUAAGACUUGAUAGGUUCUAGUUCCCUCUGGCAACAGGUCUUUGCCUUGCUUCUAAGACCUAGACCUCUCCUCAUUUGUUCCCAGGCUCUGCUCUGCUCUCUCUCCCACUCCCUGAUGUCAUGUCACCUGUAGUCUUCUCUUCUGAACUCCCAAGCUGAGACUUUGCUCCUUUGGGAUCACCAUCCCCCAUGCUUCCUCCUCUCCCAUGCCCUCCCUGCUGUUUAUUGAAAUUGCCUGCUCCUUUAGCCCAGUUCCCUGACCUCCUCUCUCUUUGUGUCAGCCUUCUCCCUGGCUGUUUCCUCUCCCUAGCCUGAACCCGUGGUCCAUCACAUAUGGACAUUUUUAUCAGGAUCCUGAGCUUUCUUAUCCCCUCUAACUCAAAACUUCCCCUGAAACUGUCAACUGUUCUCCAUUUUUGGCAUCAGCUUAUUUUCUCCUCCCCUCUCCUGGGUCGCUAAGCAUGACAGCUUCAUAGUUGACACCCUCAGUUGGGCGGUCAGCAUUGAUGGGUGUAUCUUUGACUUGUAAUUACACCGCUCUCUGUCUAUGCCCCUUAUCUUUGCUCUCAGCAACUGACUGACCCCACUGCCUACUUCACAGACCAGAGUCCCUAAAGUGAGAAACUCCCUGCCCAUUUGCUCCUCUCUCCCUCCCCUCUGUGUCCACAUCCCUCCUCAGAUUGUUCCCUUCUGCUCCUGUUCAGUGCUCUGUUUCUUGAAUCCUGCUCUGUGGCCUCCAAGACUUUGCUCUGUCCCUUAUCCCACCACUCCCACUUCCUGGGAGCUCAACCUCCCUCUCCAAUGGCAGCUCCACAAAGCCUACACACAAGCAGAGGUCGCCCCCAGACUAAAACAAAGCUUCUUAGAAUCGGUUGCUCCUUACCCAUUGUCCUUAUUGACUAAGUUUCUUUAAAAAAGGAUUUUUUUUUUCCAUUAAUUCUUCUCACUCUUCAACCUCCACAGCUUUUCAUAAGAGUCACCAGUGACCACCCAGUUGCCAAAUCGAAAGAAUACCUUUCAGUUCUCAACCGUCUUGACGUCUCCACAGCAUUUCACACCAUCUGCCACUUGUUCUUUGGAGACAGCCCCAUCUCAUGGCUUUUCUGACACCGCAGGUGUCUGGGUUAUUCUCUUCCCUCUCGGCCACACAGGCCGAGACUUUCUUAACGUCUUGACAAGCGAACACAUCCAUAGCUCCUUGCGGUCUCCCCUCUUCAGGAAUGGGGCAGUCAGGAGGAAGCACGGCUGCUCCUGCUCCCUUCCCUCUGUGUCUUCCUGUUUUCCCUGAGUCUCUUUCUUCCCCUGGGCUCAGUUCUCCCCAUGCCAGUCAUGUUUAUGAGCUCUCCUGGGAAGAGAGCUUCUGCAAUCCUUUCUCUCUGUCCUUCCCAGUGCAGCACAGAGAUCGAUUUUAGCUAUGUUUGCCAAGAGGUCUCAUCCAACUCAGCCCAAGAAUGUGGAUUGAGUCUUACCAAAAAGCAGUUUGGGUAAAUGGGAUUCCCAGGCUGGUGGGCAGCUCAUCGCCAUGAUCCCCGUACCAGUUAGAGCUGGCCACAGUUGGUGAGGUGCUGGGGAUCAUGGUAAAACAUGUUUCCAUUGUGUGGGUCAUUGUGCUUCUAGUCGGGAGGAGGAUCCCUGCAAGGGUGGCUGUCUGCCACUGAUAACAUUCUGGUAGAGGGAAGACUGAGAAGUGCUGGGAGUCCUCACUUGCUUGGGGCCCAGUUGAGGUCAGGCAGGCCUCUUUUAAAAGGCCAGGUCUCUCCCAUCUGUACUGAUAGCUCCCCGUUUGCUCCAGCUAUUCCUGGAGUUGGAGGCAGAUGUCAGGUGUUUUCUUGGAGGUGGGGUGAGAUAGUAGAAAGUUAUCUGAUUUGAGAUGCUGAACACCUAAAUUUUGGUUCUGCCAGUUAUGAAUUAUGUGACGUUGGGUAGUUUCCCCAACUUGGUUGGGGGAGGGGGUUGAAAACGGUGAUCUCUCUGAGGCUGUGCUACUGGAAUGAUGGUGCUGGUGAUUCGAACUCUAAAGCUCAGGCGCCACAGGGAGCAAGGGAAUAUUGGGGAUAGGACAUAGCUGGGGAGUCUUGGCCAAGGCAGGACAAAGGGACUGACAGGCUAGACUGAGCACUUUGAGGAAAGCAGCUUUGAGCUGCUUCUUGAGCCAUAUGCCCAUUCCUCAAGCUGCACCUCUUUCUUGGAUAUCUAGGAUGAGUUCCUCUUGGGCCUUUUUCAGAAGUGGCCAUUGGAUUCAAAGUGGUUGGGGGCAGGAAGAAGGAGUAUUGUGAAGGGAAAUGUCACUGAUCUUAAAAGGGCCUACACAUUCAAGAACAAAUUAAAAACAGCACUUUUCUUUACCAAUAA